This is a messenger RNA of Kuraishia capsulata CBS 1993, 555 nucleotides long. RefSeq lists its product as uncharacterized. The record is from RefSeq and is a predicted model, not a curated record. The transcript has a single exon. Lineage: Eukaryota; Fungi; Ascomycota; Pichiomycetes; Pichiales; Pichiaceae. Bases 1 to 555 code for a protein of 184 amino acids. Gene Ontology annotation, biological process: carbohydrate metabolic process. Gene Ontology annotation, molecular function: beta-glucosidase activity.
AUGUACCUAUUUGGCAUUCCCGUUUUGACAAAGUUCUUUGCCCAGCAAAUGCAGCCUCCAGGAAGUGCGACUCGGCGACAUAGCCCACUAUCGUCAGAUGCCAAUUGGCCUUCAUGUGCUGUUUCCACCAACAUUUCGCCUAGUGGCUUGCCAGUCAGUCCCGUUAGCGACACAAGCCACAACUUCAACACGCCUCGACUUUUUCGGGAAGCGCUUCGAUUCAUCAACGCUACAUUCGCACCAAAAGAGAUUUUCGUUGCCGAAUUCGGGUUUCCGGUAUAUGGCGAAAGCGACAUGGAGCUUGGCCAGGCUCGGUAUGAUCUCGGCAGAACCAACUUCUUUCAUGACUAUCUUCUUGAGAUUCUUGGUGCGUAUAACGAGGACAAAAUUCCAGUCAAAGGAGCCAUUUCCUGGGGUCUGAUGGACAACUUGGAGUGGAGCAGUGGACUGGAGGUGAGAUUUGGGUUUCAAUAUGUGAACUAUACCACCCAGGAAAGGUAUUAUAAGCAAUCCAUUCAUUAUCUGACCCAGUUCUUUGAGCAUUACAUCCAAUGA